UGGUUUGAAUAUCUUUUCAACUUCAACCUGGUUUGAACAAAGAUCCUCCUGGUGUGAAUAAGAUUGAUGCUACUCUCCAUAACCAUAAUUUCGUUUGAUUUUAUUUCAUUGGGAUUUGGGAACUUGUGAUAAGUGAUAACAUUUUAACAGUUCGAUAUGGGUGACCGUGGUGGAAUGUAUGCAGAUUAUUCCCAACCACCGCCAACAGCAUAUCCCAAUAAUUAUGGCUCUUCUUCGGGUGAAGCUAACGUUGGGUCUGGGGGCUAUGGGGGUCAAAGUGCUUCUCAAGGGGGUGGAGGACAAUGGGGUCAAGCAUCUCGCCAAAAUUAUGGCUCUAUGCAGGGUUCCAAUUACAAUCAAGGUGGGAGUGGUUACAGCUCCGGAGGUUACGGAGGAGGCGGAAAUUAUAAUGGUGGAGGUGGAUCCAGUUACGGAGGAGGUGGAUAUGGCGGAGGUGGUCGUGAUAGAGGAGGUGUAAGGGACCGUGAUUCUUUUGGAGGCGGCAACAGGGGUGGUUUUAAUAAAGAUGGAUCUAAUUUGGUGAUACAAGUGGAUACAGUUUUUGUGUCUGGAAUGAAUCCCGAAUGUACAGAGGAUGACAUUGCUCAACAUUUUGGAUCAAUUGGUGUCAUCAAGAUGGAUAAGAGAACUCAAAGAAAAAAAAUUUGGUUGUACAAAGAUAAGAACACUGGCUUGUCAAAAGGGGAAGCGACGGUUACAUAUGACGAUGCAGAUGCCGCACAGUCUGCUAUCAAUUGGUUCGAUGGUAAAGACUUUCAGGGAAACACCAUCAAAGUCCAAUUGGCCACUAAAAAAGAUAAUUGGAGUGCCGGUCGCGGAGGCGGCGGUGGUGGUGGAGGUGGUGGCAGAGGGGGUCCUGGUGGACCCAGAGGAGGAGGUGGUGGCGGCGGGAGUCGUGGAGGCAGUGGUGGUUUUGGAGGGUCUCGAGGAGGCCGUGAUGGAGACUUUGGUGGUCGCGACCGAGAAAGUAGAGAAGGCGAUUGGAAAUGCCCUAAUCCAGAGUGCAAUAACACUAAUUUCGCUUGGCGUAAUCAAUGCAAUCGCUGCAACGAGCCUAAACCUGAAAGCGCUAGUGGUGGUGGUUGUGGCGGCGAUAGACGUGGUGGGGGAAGAGACAGGGAUGGAGGCAUGAGAGAUGGCGGACGGCGGGGCGGUGGCGGAUUCCGUGGAGGAGAUAGAGGUGGUAGACCAGGAGGUGGAGGAGGCUUCGGUGGUGGUCGAGGCGGCCGGGGUGGAGGCGGCUUUGGUGGAGGCCGCGGUGCUGGCAGGGAUCGUGGAGGUGGUGGUCCCAUGGGUGGAGGUAGUAGAGAUGGGGGAAGAUCUCGACCCUACUAAAUUGAUGUAUGUAUAUUCAACUGGUUAGAUAUGAAAACCAGCUGGCAUUUAAUUUGUAAGUGUACAUAUAUCAUAUUUUAGUUUUUACGAAAUUGACUUUAAUGAUAAUAAUAGUAUUUUUUGUGGUGUAUUCAAAGCAUGUAGCGAAAUAAUUUUGAAACUUUUUUGAUCAAUGAAUAAAAUAUGAUUUAUA
Molecule: messenger RNA, 1549 nt
Organism: Coccinella septempunctata (seven-spotted ladybird)
Lineage: Eukaryota; Metazoa; Arthropoda; Insecta; Coleoptera; Coccinellidae
Gene: caz
Product: RNA-binding protein cabeza
Exons: 9
Coding region: 157-1356 (399 amino acids)
Biological process (GO): regulation of DNA-templated transcription
Cellular component (GO): nucleus
Molecular function (GO): transcription coregulator activity; RNA binding
Source: RefSeq, a predicted model, not a curated record